Messenger RNA from Sphenostylis stenocarpa, 264 nucleotides. NCBI's taxonomy places the organism in Eukaryota, Viridiplantae, Streptophyta, Magnoliopsida, Fabales, Fabaceae. The record is from the annotation of a GenBank genome assembly.
AUGACGUGGUCACAGGGCUUCAAUAAACAGAUUUUGAAAAUAACUUACAAGAAGUUGGAAGGAGCAUCAUUAUGUAGCGCGUGUGGAUGUGGGGCAAUUGUGUUGGCGAGUUCAUAUGCAUGCGACGCAAUUACAGUUGGAAUAGUACCGGUCUUCGCAUCAUCAACGAUCCACAUCCACGUUCACACACAUUUCGCACUUCACAGACUCAACAAACUUUUCGCACUCUACCAUGAACUAUACAUGGAUCACGUUUCACGUUAA